AUGGGGACGAAGGGUAUUAAUACGACGAAGGCUUCUGCCGAUAAUCCGAAUCGUAAACUUCCAAAGCGGCAAAAGGCGGCCAAUAUGCGUGAUAAGAGCACAAUCAAGCGUCUCAACAUGUAUCGUAACAGUGGCCCCAUCCGCAACAAGGCUGGCAAAGUCGUAGGUGGUAGCCUUAUGAUGAAGAAUAAAGUGGGUGGACAGGAGAUUACUAGUGCAAGUGGACGGGUACAACCAGACCGUCGAUGGUUUGGUAAUACGCGUGUGGUGGGGCAGAAGGAGCUGGACAAGUUUCGCAAUGAAAUGUCCCUCAAAGCUGCUGACCCGUAUUCAGUCGUGCUACGUACGCGUAAGCUACCAAUGGGCCUACUACAGGAAAGUGAAAAGACAUCACGCAUGAAACUACUGGAGACUGAGAGCUACGACGAGGUGUUUAACGGUAAACGCAGUCGCAAGCGCGCCAAAUUUGCCGCCACGGAUUACGCGUCUCUGCUCUCUCGAGCAAAUGAGAAUGCAGAAAAGUACGAAGCAAAAGGGUCCGAUCGCAAUAUUGUGGUGGAGCAGGAUUUCAAGGAGGAAGUAUCCCACGACGUGUUUAACAAAGGUCAGUCCAAGAGAAUCUGGGGUGAGCUUUACAAGGUGCUGGACUGCUCAGAUGUUGUGAUCCAGGUGCUAGACGCACGCAAUGUGCCUGGCACACGCUGCGAGCACGUGGAGAAACAUAUUCGAAAGAAUGCGUCGCAUAAGCACUUGAUCUUUGUCAUCAACAAAUGCGACUUGGUGCCCAACUGGGUUACCAAGCGCUGGGUGCAAAAACUAAGCGAGACAACGCCUACGCUGGCUUUUCACGCGUCAAUGAGCAACCCGUUUGGCAAAGGCGCGCUGAUUAAUCUGCUGCGUCAGUUUGCAAAGCUGCACCAGGAUAAGAAGCAGAUUUCGGUCGGGCUGAUAGGCUACCCUAACGUGGGAAAGAGUUCUGUCAUUAAUGCACUGCGUAAAAAGAAGGUGUGCAAAGUAGCUCCGAUCCCGGGUGAAACUAAGGUGUGGCAGUACAUUACUCUCAUGCGUCGUAUUUUUCUUAUUGAUUGUCCGGGUAUCGUGUACGACACGGGCGACGAUGAAAUCGAGACGGUGCUCAAGGGUGUCGUUCGCGCUGAGCGCUUACCUCAACCAACGGACUUUAUUCUGACCAUCCUGCAGCGUGUCAAGAAGGAGUUUAUCGUAAAGGUAUACGGCAUUGAGGAGUGGAAUGACGAGUGGGACUUUUUGGAGAAACUUGCAAACAAGUGUGGCAAGUUGCUGCAGAAAGGUGAACCCGAUUACAACAAUGUCGCUGUGCAUAUGAUCAAUGAUUACCAACGCGGUAAGCUGCCGUGGUUCAUUGCCCCGCCCAUGCGUGCAGAGGAACUCGCUGCUCUUGAGCAAAAGGGCGACAACGCUCCUCUCAACGAGGCAGAGGCUGGCGAGGACGAGCUUGUGGAGCUAGACGAUGGCAAGGAACUAAAGGAAGAGAAGAGCGAGGAGAUGGAGGAAGACAAAAAUGAGGAACAGGCUGAGAAAGUUAGCGACAAACAAGAGGAGGUCAAGCAGUAA
This is a messenger RNA of Peronospora farinosa, 1593 nucleotides long. Lineage: Eukaryota; Oomycota; Peronosporomycetes; Peronosporales; Peronosporaceae. The record is from the annotation of a GenBank genome assembly.